Molecule: messenger RNA, 3217 nt
Organism: Stereum hirsutum FP-91666 SS1
Lineage: Eukaryota; Fungi; Basidiomycota; Agaricomycetes; Russulales; Stereaceae
Exons: 12
Coding region: 17-3217 (1066 amino acids)
Cellular component (GO): Sin3-type complex
Source: RefSeq, a predicted model, not a curated record
GAGACCGAGGCUGUUGAUGCCCACAGUGCGUGAACCUCGUCCUCCCUCUCUAGCGCAUGCUAGCCCGACAGGAUCGCCCAAGUCUACCAAAGUCAAGAACUCCUCCACAAAGAUCAUCCGUUCUCGUUCCGCUUCCCUCUCCAUUUCCCUUUCUCCUUCUCUGCUCCACCCUCCUAAGGACACUGGCGCCGAGUGGUUAGGAUUCAACUGCAAGUUCGAGAUAGUGCAGGAGCAACUGGAGAUUGAAGGCUAUCAGAUACAUGCCGUUGAGAAAUGGGUCACAGAGCGAAUAGCGCCAGUUGUAACGCUGGCUGUAUACACAGGCGAUCCAGAGCACAAAAUCACCGUUACUGCUCUAAGCCCGUGCUACAGCCUUUCUGUGGUCGAAACACAGGCAGAAUGGGACAAGGUCAUUCGCGAGCUGCGCCAGUCCGGUGCUCGUCCUAAGGAGACUGUGCACGGAACCCUCAUGGUCACCUCCCUUGCCAACUUCCGUUCGGACUACACCAUCGUCCACGUCCCAAGCGGCUCUUUCCUCGAAGCCCGGGAACGUCUAUAUACCAACAUCAACCUUCUUCGCAUGGGAUGUGCGGGAAGGACUGCUCUGACCUUGGAAGAGCCCAGCGAUACGACCAAAGACCGCUUCAUCGGCAUGUACAACCUCCCCGACAAACUCAGAUCCACCGAGCUCUUCGGCGCGACGACACUAGAGCUCGUGAAGCUCGUCCAAGCCGGCCUUUCGAUCUUCGGCAAAUUCGACCUGUCCCCGGAAGAGCGCAACGGUUUGUUGUGCGAUGUUACGGUGAACGGGAUCCAGCGAUGGAUCGCGGAGAUAGGAGAACCAUGUCUCGGAGUCGAGCCCAUGGAGAGGGUCGCAGAUCCAACCAUCGUUUCCGCUCUCCUCAGUCUCGUCGCCUGUAUCCGCAACAAACUCUACGCUCUUGGUUACGGGCAGCUCUUUCCCAAAGACCCAUUCAUCGAACCGCAUAUCUUCGUGCAAGCGCUUCUCAACCUCCCCUCCGCACGCCUCUUCAACACAUCCAUCAACACCGCCAUCACUGCCUCCCUCACCAACGCCUCUCCGCCUCAUCCUCACACCUCAACCUCCCCAUCCAGCACCACCGCCAACUCCCCCUCCAAACCGAAACCACUGCCUUACCUGACCCAGGAAACGAUCGAGGCCAUCGACGCCGCGUAUACGAAGUUCAGACAGUCGGAGUCGUAUAAGGUGCAUAGGGUGUUGCUCAAUAAGCUGGACGACUUCACGACGGAUCUGAGGACGAGCACGAGUUCAGUGGUGGGUGGGGGGAUCGGGAGUAUCGGUGGGCAUGGACAUGGACAUCAUGGGCACGGACACGGACAUAGUUCGUCUUAUGGGGGCUCUGGCAGCAACGCCUCGAAGGAUGGGUAUGGCUACGGCUACGGGUAUGGGUACAGCGGGUAUGGUGGGCAGCCGGUGUUGAGGGACUCGUCGUCGUCGAGGAACGACGUGCCGAUUGCGACGGGGGAUAUGGAACAGUUUGUGAGGAUCGUGCAGGCGAGUGGGAAGGAUGGGGCGGCGAGCUUGAGGUAUUUGUGGUCGGGACGGUUGGCGCAGUUGGAGAAGAAGAGGUCGGAGAGGGUUAUGUUUGAGGUGGAGAGAGAGAAGGACGAUGAGAAGGAGAGGGAGAGAGAUAAGGAGAGGAAUGAGAGGUCGGAUGGGAGGUCGACCGAGGAUGAGAGUGAGUCAAGGGGGUGGACGGGGAGGAGAGUGCAGCGGAAGAUCGAGUCGUGGACUGGGUUGAACCGUAAGAAGCAGAGCGUGGAUCUCAGUGCGCGACAUGGACACGGGAGCAAGCCCAGCGUCACAGGGGACACUUUUUGGGUCGGUAAUCAAUCUCCACCCGUCCCAGAAGUGGUAGUCUCGAGAGAGGAUGGAGAAGAGGAAGAACUGCUCAGUAGUGGCCAAGCUUCCCCCGCCUCCCAACAAGGUUUCUACCUCAACACGAGCUCCCUCACCGUCGACGGAGGCUCAGCCACGAACCUCUCCGACUACGAUCGCCGUCUGUCCGAAUUCAACCACAAACGGCCGCGUGCGAAACCGACGUAUCAGAGUCGGGUCACGAGCUGGUCGGACCCGUUGAGCGCGAGGAGGGGGAUCACGCAGGAUGACGGGACGGGGGCGGGGACGGGGACGGGGACGGGGACGGGGACGAGGAGGACGAGUAUCGAGGAGAGGGAAAGUUUGAGGGUUGUGGGGAGUGUGGAAGAGGGGUAUAGUAGGGAUGAUAUGUCGGUGUUGAGUUAUAAGCCUUAUGAGGGGCAGGUGUUGACGAGACGGAGAAGUUUCGACGACGCGUCGAGGUUGAAGGCUUUGCGCGUGUUGCCGGUGGAUAGGAUGAAGAUCGACGUGGAUCUCUGUGGACAAUUGCUCAUCAUGCGAAGACGAGAUCAGCACCUCGAAGGCGUCAUCGCCGUCCUCCAGGUCCUCACAAGCCGCCUCUCCUCCACCAACGCCCGCAUGCGCUCCGACUACGAAUCGCACCAAGCCCUGCUCACCUCCAUCGAACACCGCAGCAAACUGAUCGGCGAGAUCGAGCUCAUCCGCGCGCGGACGUCGACGAUGCUACAGGAGACUCACGCGCUCUCGUACGAAGCGGAACAGUUCAGGGUGCAGGAUCUGUGGCAUUCGGUCGCGCCACAGCGGAGGAACGUGAUCGCUAUGCGGGACAAGGUGUUCGGGACGAAUCAUGUGCAUGCGACUGGUGCUGGAGUGAAUGGGGCGAAUGGGACGGGAGCGGUGGUGGGAGGGAGGGGGUCGAGGUUGCCGCAGGGAUCGCAUGGGGCGCAUGGGAGGUUCAAUAGGUUGCAGUGGACCCUUAGCGGAGAGGAGAGAUUGGUGGAUGCGUUAGGAAGGACGGAGAGCGAGGCGGAAGAGGAGGAGGGGUUACCGGAGGAGGGAGAGGAGGAAGAAGAAGAUGUCGGACCUGUGGAGACGGGAUCGGUUUUUAAGCCGGGUUGGUUGUUGAAGUUCUUUGAGAGCUGGGGAGCGAGGUGGCCUGGGGGUCUGAAGCCGAGGGGGAAGAAGGCGGAGCUGCCUGAGGCGCAGGUGACGGAGGGGACUACGGUCGGGGAGGUGGAGAGUGUGGUUAAGAUCAAGGUGGAGGAUGAGAGUGGGGAAGAGAUCCCUGUGAGCCCGAGGCCUCCGCCAAUCGUUCUUGAGGGGGAGAUGUCGUAG